AUGCCGAAUAAUAGCCUCCGCGACGCUCUCAGCCUGUUCAUGCGGGGCCGUGGCCGGAUGGACUCCCCGCCCACGAACAUGGGCACCUACAUUAGCCUCGUCUUCGUCUCCGUCUUCGUCACCGACAUAAUCAUGAGUAUCAUUCUGCAAGACGCGCAAUGCCAACACGCCCGCCAAAGAACUCAGAACUCAGCCUGGUGGGGGUGA
Messenger RNA from Penicillium samsonianum, 207 nucleotides. RefSeq lists its product as uncharacterized. The transcript has a single exon. The record is from RefSeq and is a predicted model, not a curated record. Lineage: Eukaryota; Fungi; Ascomycota; Eurotiomycetes; Eurotiales; Aspergillaceae. Bases 1 to 207 code for a protein of 68 amino acids.